CCGCACACAACCACCGCACACACACACGCACACAUCCACCCUCCCCUCCCCUAUCGCCUCCCUCCCUCUCCACGCCCUCCUCCUCUGCUCUCUCCCUCUCUCUCUCCCUCUCAUCAGCAUCACCGCUGCCUCCGAGUUCAAUUCGCUAGACGGCCGCAGCAGAGCGACAGGCAAGAAAACACACACAGAGAGAGAGGUAGCGAGAGAGACACACACACAUAGUAACACGAGAGAUAGAGAGAGACACACACACACGCGCACAGCGAGAGAGACACACACACGCACAGCGAGAGACACACACACAGAGCGAGAGACACACACACAGCGAGAGACACACACACGCACAGCGAGACACACACACACACGCACAGCGAGACACACACACACACGCACAGCGAGAGACACACACAGCGAGAGAGACACACACACAGACCGACACACGCAGCGUGCGCACUGUCACACACACGUGCGUCGUCUUUGCGCAUUGUCACACGUAACCUGCCCUUCACGUGACAGCAAAUACACACGGAGCGCGUUGCACAGAGGGACGCGUAAUGCAGCAGCAGCAGCAUCGGUAGCAGAGAGAGAGAGAGAGUGAUAGGGAUUGCACUGCAGUUGAUACGUUAUUGGUGGUAGCGGUGGCGGUGGGUUGCCGCGUAAUCGCGAGAAGGUCGUGGAUGGUAGCGAGGGUCGUGAGCAAUUCGGGCCUGUAGGAGGGGAUUUUUUUUUUCUGUUGCGUCGAAGCGGAUCGACGCGCUGACGGUGCUGGGGACGCGGAGGAAGGUCAAGGAGGAGGAGGAGGAAGAGACGCAGUUGGUGUGACCCGGUGCCCGGAAUCGAACCGUGGAUUUCUUUAUUUUUUUUUGCGAGAGGCGAUGGACAGAAAGAUGCAUCAUCUGUCUGGCGAGGAGCUGCUGCUGCUGUUGCUUGCAAUUGCAGGCACGUGCGUCGGGGGAGCGCGCGGGGUCGUGGUGACCGUGAACCCGGCGGAGGUGACGGUGGCGAGGGGUCAGGCCGCCGAGUUGCCGUGCUCCGUCAGCUCCAACGCGCCCACGCUCAACAAUCUCGUCGUGCUGUGGAUCGCCAACACGGAGCGCGGCGCAGGGGAGCAGGUGCUGGGCUUCAUGGCUGGCCAGGUGGUGAACGGCUCUGCGAGCUUCGCGGGUCGCGCCGACUUCACGUCGCCCAUGCCGGGAUCGGCGGUGUCGGUGCGCGUGGAGCGAGCGCGCGAGAGCGACGCGGGCACCUACACGUGCUCCGUCAACCUGAUCGCUGACCCCCCCGGGGGGGUCGGCGUCGUCACUCUCACCGUGCUGGUUCCUCCCGCGACGCCCAGGUGCACCAUGGAGGGCGACCCCACGGUGGGCACCAACAUCACGCUCACCUGCAGCUCGUCCGAGGGCAACCCCGCUCCCUCCUACCUGUGGACCCGCCUCGAGGCAGCCAGGAAGCUGCCGGCCAACGCCGCGCUGGGUCGGAAGGAGGGCACGCUCACCCUGACGAACGUGAGCGCCGACUCGGAGGGCGUCUACUCGUGCACGGCGCGCAACUCCGUGGGCAGCAGCAACUGCACCAUCACGCUGGCGCUCAGGAUCCCGCCGAGUGUGAACGUGGGUCUCGUGGCUGGGGUGCUGGUGGGCUCGCUGCUCGGAGUGGCGCUCGUGCUGCUGCUGCUGGGCUACGCGUGGGCGCGGAGACGCAAAGCGACGGGCAAAGAGGACGAGCUGCCCAACGACAUCCGGAUGGACGCGCCCCCCCCGCAGUACGCCGCGUCGGGCAGCAAAGCAGGCAGCACCCCGAGGCCCGGCUCGGGCCUCAGCAGCCUGAGCUCGGCGCCGGGGCCUCCGUACAAACACCCGGCCAACGGGGCGGCCGCCCACGGCCCCGCGACGCACAGGGCCGGCGGCUCCGACAGACACCACCACCCUCAUCCUCACCACCCUCACCACCCUCACCACCACCCUCACCACCACCCUCACCACGCGCACCACCAGCAGAACGCGCCGCACUUGGUCGGGGCCAACGGGCACGGCCGCGCGCCGGCGUUCGCCGUGGUGGACGCCAACGCCCCCUCCGUGGUGACCGCCUCGCUCGUGAACCCGGCGCCCGGCAGCGGUCGGCAGAACGCGUACGGCCAGAAUCUGCAGCCAAGCCGCUGCGACGAGGCGGGGGUCCCGUUCGAGCCCCUGGCCAAUCAGACGUCUCCGCUGUCGCCAAGCAACGGGCCCACCCCAUCUCCAAUCCCGAUGACUUCGCCGGGUCCGAUGGACUUCGGCGUUGGAGUGUCGCCGGUUCCGGCCCGCGCAGUGUCACCAGGCAACCUCGUGCGCAUGGGAGGAGUCCCCAUCAUGGUGCCGGCACAGAGCCGGGCAGGAUCCCUGGUCUAGACAGGGCCCGGCCAGCCACCGGCUACCACUGCCACCGCCCGGCUACUGACAUCUCCUAGCCACCGGCUGCUGUGCAUCUACCGCUGACCACCUUCGAGACCCCUCCACCCGUGACCUCGACCCCCCCAUCCCCCCCCCCUCCAUCCCUCCCUCCCUCCCUCCCCCGUGCCGACUCGUCCCUGCCGUCGGCCUACUCCUCCUCUUCCGCCAACCCCCAUCUCCACACCCAAAAAACCGCCGCCUUCACCGAGCGCGACUCAAGGAUUUCUUCUGUCCGCCCGUUGACGAUGCGGCCGCCGUCGGUGAAGGGACGCGGACAAAACGCCGGCGGAGAGACGCGGUCGCUGAGACCCACCCCCCACUACCACCACCACCACCCCCGUUUAUUGCCGCCACGACGAUCGGCCGCUGGUGACCGCGACCCCGAAUCGCCGCCCGAGGCCAAGGUGACGUGUUCACGCCGAUCGAACCUGAACAGCGGCGGCAACAGGGACACCGCCGGUGCAUUUUGCGCCAUUCGCCGAAAGGACCAUCGCGAUGAUGCCUCGCCAAAAGGGAAGCGCUUUUUUGGGGGGGGGGGGGGUGCAUCGUCGGCACCGCGCCGGGAACGAGCGUGCCCCUCUUGCCAUCGGCGCAGAUGGCCCCAUCGACGAGGGCCCGGCGCGCACGGCCGACGGGGCCAACCGAGCGGCGACGUCGGAGCCGGUCCCGGCAGAAGCCUCCUGUGCCCACGUGCCGCAAGGGAGCGCGGCCGUGCGGAGGGGUUGGUGGGACGCCAGGCGAUGGGGGGCCCGCCGAUCGUGGCCUGCUCCGGCCCGCUCCGGCCGUCUCUCUCCGUUCCCUCGGUGUUGCUCCCGGCGCCGCGCGGAAACACGAGACGCGCUGCAGAGGGGCAGCACGGACUGCGUGUGCGCCGCCGGUGUUCCCGCUUCACUCGCUGAGCCCCCCCACCCACCCAACAGCCCCCUCCUCCCGCCACCCUCUACAGCUCCCCCCCCCCAACCAGCACCAUGAUUCGGCUCACCAGACGGCUCUUGGUAAGCCCCAUGCUUCCAUCUGGGCGGCGUGGAUGAGUGCCUCGUAGCCCUGAUGUCGAUCUAAGCCUCUCGCCCGCCCGCCCGCGGAAUAGUGACGCACGCGGGGCCACGUGGCACCGUGCCCACGCGUGUCCCUUUAAAAUGAGCAACUUUCGCCCGGGUGGGCGAGGUGGGUGGGUGGGCACCUAGGGUCACAUGGCCCCCGUGACAUUCCCAGAUACGUGUUGGUUAUUUGUUUCAGCAGCGUAAGAGGCUUAUGGGCACGCGGUGCAGCAGAUUAAAUGUCGGACUGGCCGGGAAAAACAACAACAACAAGGAGGCAUGACGGUGUUUUGUUUACCAGUGGUUCUCGCGUCGAGGACAACGCGGGAGGCGCUUCCUCCUGUAGCCGGCGGUGGAAAUUCCACAUUCCCAUCGUGGGGGGGGGGGGGGGGGCACUCUGCCCCGAACAUCAACCGCUGUCAAGUGCCCGCGAAGCGUUUACUCGUUUUACCGACCCCCCCACACCCCCCGAACGGGAUGAUGAUGAUGACGACAAAGGUGGUGGUGGUGGGAUGAGUCAACCACCACCCCCACCCACCCCAUCCAACUCACCCACCCCA
Lethenteron reissneri (Far Eastern brook lamprey) is the source of this 4026-nucleotide messenger RNA. RefSeq names its product immunoglobulin superfamily member 11-like. Gene Ontology annotation, cellular component: cell-cell junction. The record is from RefSeq and is a predicted model, not a curated record. NCBI's taxonomy places the organism in Eukaryota, Metazoa, Chordata, Hyperoartia, Petromyzontiformes, Petromyzontidae.